AUGGAUGCAGAAACUGAAGAUAAAACGCUGCACACCCGAGCUAAAGGAACUGAAGUGCCAAUGGAUUCUCUAAUCCAGGAGCUCAGUGUCGCAUAUGAUUGCUCCAUGGCAAAGAAGAGGAGAGCAGAGGAACAGGCUCUGGGCGUCCCAGUCAACAAAAGGAAGUCCCUGCUGAUGAAACCCCGACACUACAGCCCGAACUUGGACUGCAAAGAGGAAAGAGAUGACAAAGCCGAGGAAGACAGCAUGGUGGAAACAAGUGAUCAUUCCAUUGCAGAGGAUAUCGGGGUAAAACCUAUGGAUGAGAAACUUCAUUCAGCAGCCCAAGAAAACUGCCAUAGGAAGGAAGAGAGAUAUGCUUGUUAUCAAGAAAUCAUGCUCAAAUCUUUAAUGCACUUGGGGAAAUUUGAAAAGAACAUGUCUGUCCAGAAUGUAAGUGAAAACUUAAAUGACAGUGGCAUUCAGUCUUUAAAAACAGAAAGCGACGAAGCAGAGGAGUGCUUUCUUGUUCAUUCUGAUGAUGGAAGAGAAAAAAUCGAGGACUCCCAGCCACUGUUCUGCUCCUCUGAUGACAGCGAAAGUAACGCGGAGAGUGCUGAGAACGGGUGGGACAGCGGCUCCAACUUCUCAGAGGAAACCAAACCACGCAGAGGUCCAAAGUACAUGUUAGCAGAUAAUAAGAAAGACCUAUCAGAAGCUCCUGAAAUAAAAAGUGAAGAUGACAGAUUUCUCCCUUGUGAGAACAAGUGUGAUGUUGAUGCAGAAAGGAGAGACCCACAGAACGCACACAGGGAGCCCUUGGAAGCCAAAGCCCAGGCAUCCUUCCCUGAGCCUGAGGAGCGGGACUGUGAGAGCCUGGCAGCCUUGACUGCAGAACCCGGGGACCUGGACAGAGCCAAGGGGAACUUGAGUCUGUUGGAGCAGGCAAUUGCUCUGCAAGCGGAGCGAGGCUGCGUUUUCCAUAACACAUAUAAAGAGCUGGACAGGUUCCUCCUGGGGCACCUACCAGGGGGGAGGAGGCAAACCAAAGUCAUUGACACGGGUGGAAGACAAAUCUUUACCAAUAAACAUUCGCCAAGGCCUGAAAAAAGAGAGACCAAGUGCCCCAUCCCUGGGUGUGACGGCACAGGACACGUGACAGGGCUCUACCCCCACCACCGCAGUCUUUCGGGGUGCCCCCACAAAGUCAGGGUUCCCCUGGAAAUUCUGGCCAUGCAUGAAAAUGUGCUUAAGUGCCCCACUCCAGGAUGCACAGGAAGGGGUCAUGUGAACAGCAACCGCAACACCCAUAGGAGUCUCUCUGGUUGCCCAAUUGCUGCAGCUGAAAAAUUGGCAAUGUCCCAGGAUAAAAGUCACCUUGAUUCUUCCCAAACGGGGCAGUGUCCUGACCAGGCCCACAGGACAAGCUUGGUGAAGCAAAUUGAAUUCAAUUUCCGAUCACAAGCCAUCACCUCUCCCAGAGCCACAGUGUCAAAAGAGCAGGAGAAGUUCGGGAAAAUCCCAUUUGAUUAUGCCAGUUUUGAUGCACAAGUGUUUGGUAAACGACCGCUCAUCUCAACAGGGCAAGGAUGCAAAACACCGCCAUUUUCUGAAUCAAAGCAUUUUUCAAAUCCAGUGAAAUUUCCUAAUCGACUGCCUAGUGCAGGCGCCCACACACAGAGCCCGAGCCGUGCCAGCUCUUAUAGCUACGGUCAAUGUAGUGAAGACACCCACAUAGCAGCAGCUGCUGCCAUCCUGAACCUUUCCACCCGCUGCAGGGAAGCUGCAGACAUCCUCUCCAACAAACCACACAGCCUGCAUGCCAAGGGAGCCGAGAUAGAAGUGGAUGAAAAUGGCACAUUGGACUUAAGCAUGAAAAAAAAUCGAAUCCUGGACAAGGCUGCACCCCUAACUUCCUCUAACACUUCCAUCCCAACUCCUUCCACUUCCCCAUUCAAAACCAGCAGCAUUCUGGUCAAUGCAGCGUUCUAUCAGGCCCUGUGUGACCAAGAGGGCUGGGACACUCCUAUCAACUAUAGCAAAGCUCAUGGGAAGCCAGAGGAGGAGAAAGAGAAAGACCCAGUGAACCCUCUAGAAAAUGUAGAGGAGAAAAAGUUUCCUGGAGAGGCUUCGAUACCAAGCCCUAAACCCAAACUCCACUCAAGAGAUCUCAAAAAGGAACUAAUCACCUGUCCGACACCAGGUUGUGAUGGAAGUGGCCAUGUCACAGGAAACUAUGCGUCUCAUCGCAGUGUUUCUGGAUGCCCGUUAGCAGAUAAGACUCUCAAGUCCCUCAUGGCUGCAAACUCUCAGGAGCUUAAGUGUCCGACUCCUGGCUGUGAUGGUUCGGGACACGUGACAGGAAACUAUGCUUCCCACAGAAGCUUGUCUGGCUGUCCCCGAGCAAGGAAAGGUGGUGUCAAGAUGACCCCCACCAAGGAAGAGAAAGAAGACCCUGAACUUAAAUGUCCUGUGAUGGGAUGUGAUGGCCAAGGUCACAUAUCAGGUAAAUACACAUCACACCGCACAGCUUCUGGCUGUCCCCUGGCUGCCAAAAGACAGAAGGAGAAUCCUCUCAACGGAACACCCCUUUCCUGGAAACUGAACAAGCAGGAACUGCCACACUGUCCCUUGCCAGGCUGCAAUGGGCUGGGCCAUGUAAAUAAUGUCUUCGUCACCCACAGAAGCUUAUCUGGAUGUCCUCUCAAUGCACAAGCUAUCAAGAAAGGCAAGGUAUCUGAAGAAUUGAUGACCAUCAAGCUCAAAGCCACCGGGGGUAUAGAGAGUGAUGAAGAAAUUAGGCAUUUGGAUGAAGAAAUCAAGGAACUGAAUGAAUCUAACCUUAAAAUUGAAGCAGAUAUGAUGAAACUUCAGACCCAGAUCACAUCCAUGGAGAGCAACUUAAAGACGAUAGAGGAAGAAAACAAGCUCAUAGAACAGAAUAAUGAGAGUCUGCUGAAGGAGCUGGCAGGUCUGAGCCAAGCUCUCAUUUCAAGCCUAGCAGACAUCCAGCUUCCACAGAUGGGACCUAUCAGUGAGCAGAAUUUUGAAGCCUAUGUAAAUACACUCACAGACAUGUACAGCAAUCUGGAGCAGGACUAUUCCCCGGAAUGCAAAGCUCUACUGGAGAGUAUCAAACAAGCAGUGAAGGGCAUCCAUGUGUAGGAUCGCAGCGCUACUGGGCCACACAAGUCACCAUAGCAGUAAACUCCAGAUGGAUCUGUCAGGGGUUUGUAUACUGCUAAGGCAUGGAGCUUGCCCUACUGCAUUUACAACUGCAAUAUUGCACUAAUAUUUUUCCCCAACUGACACGAAAAAGUAAAGUAAAACUAUGAUAGA
Ochotona princeps (American pika) is the source of this 3318-nucleotide messenger RNA. RefSeq names its product ST18 C2H2C-type zinc finger transcription factor (gene ST18). The transcript is spliced from 20 exons. The record is from RefSeq and is a predicted model, not a curated record. NCBI's taxonomy places the organism in Eukaryota, Metazoa, Chordata, Mammalia, Lagomorpha, Ochotonidae. Gene Ontology annotation, cellular component: nucleus. Gene Ontology annotation, biological process: regulation of transcription by RNA polymerase II. The coding region runs from base 1 to 3144 and encodes 1047 amino acids. Gene Ontology annotation, molecular function: DNA-binding transcription factor activity, RNA polymerase II-specific; zinc ion binding; RNA polymerase II cis-regulatory region sequence-specific DNA binding.